Messenger RNA from Phyllostomus hastatus (greater spear-nosed bat), 1494 nucleotides. It is a transcript of the gene CUNH9orf78, whose product is annotated as chromosome unknown C9orf78 homolog. NCBI's taxonomy places the organism in Eukaryota, Metazoa, Chordata, Mammalia, Chiroptera, Phyllostomidae. The transcript is spliced from 9 exons. The record is from RefSeq and is a predicted model, not a curated record. Gene Ontology annotation, biological process: mRNA splicing, via spliceosome. Gene Ontology annotation, cellular component: spliceosomal complex. Bases 52 to 921 code for a protein of 289 amino acids.
CCGGGCCACAGCGCUGCGGGGCGGCGGCUGGACCGCGGAGCCACCCGGACCAUGCCGGUCACCGGGAAGACUUUCCGCCGGCGCCGGGCCGACUCGGAGUCGGAGGAAGAUGAACAGGACUCAGAAGAGGUUCGAUUAAAACUAGAAGAAACCCGAGAAGUGCAGAACAUGAGGAAGAGGCCCAACGGAGUGAGCGCUGUGGCCCUGCUGGUGGGAGAGAAGGUACAAGAAGAGGCCACUCUGGUGGACGAUCCCUUUCAGAUGAAGACAGGCGGUAUGGUGGACAUGAAGAAGCUGAAGGAAAGAGGCAAAGAUAAGAUCAGUGAAGAGGAGGACCUCCACCUGGGGACGUCGUUUUCGGCGGAAACCAACCGCAGGGACGAGGACGCUGACAUGAUGAAGUACAUUGAAACGGAGCUGAAGAAGAGGAAAGGGAUCGUGGAACACGAGGAACAGAAGGUGAAACCCAAGAACGCAGAGGACUGCCUUUACGAGCUCCCGGAAAACAUCCGCGUCUCCUCGGCCAAGAAGACGGAGGAGAUGCUGUCCAACCAGAUGCUGAGCGGCAUCCCCGAGGUGGACCUCGGCAUCGAUGCGAAAAUUAAGAACAUCAUCUCCACGGAGGACGCCAAGGCCCGGCUGCUGGCAGAGCAGCAGAACAAGAAGAAGGACAGCGAGACGUCCUUCGUGCCCACCAACAUGGCGGUGAACUACGUGCAGCACAACCGAUUUUAUCACGAGGAGCUCAACGCCCCGAUACGGAGAAACAAAGAAGAGCCCAAAGCCCGCCCGUUGAGAGUGGGGGACACCGAGAAGCCGGAGCCUGACCGGUCCCCCCCGAACCGCAAGCGUCCCGCUAACGAGAAGGCCACCGAUGACUAUCAUUACGAGAAGUUCAAGAAGAUGAACAGGCGGUACUGAGGGCGGCCAGAGGGGAGCAGUGCAGGAUGGAGGUGAACAGCACAGCCUCUGGUCGGCGGGAGGGGGCUCCUGCAUGGGAACCUGGCCGUGGGCUGGCAGGCAGCUCCAAGAACAGACUCUCAGUCCUGCUGCUCACCUGCCGGGUUUUUCAAGCUCUGAAUUUGUAAUCUUCUGAAACAAAACAAUAUGUGGGUUUUUUUAUUUGGGGGCAGACUCUUCUUGUGAGCAUUAUUAAAUCUUGUUUGUAAAUACGUUGCCGUUUUUGUAACAUGUGCCCUGCCUCAGGAGGAAACAGCUGUGUGUUCAGGGUGAGAUAAUACCCUUUAAAUUGUGCUCUUAUUAUUACACGUGUCAUUGAAUCUGCAACGUCCAAUUGUCUGGCACGGGGUUGAGAAACGCAGCAUCCUUCACUGUCUCCAGUGGAUCCAGCGGACGGCAGAAAAAUCUAGGAUGGGAUCAAAGGGACUGGUAUUUUCUGACUUUCACAAAGUUGCCUGUUUCUUUUCAUGAAGAAGGAAAAAUCACGUGUCUCUAUCACCUCUGCACUUCGGUAUUAAAUGUGAAAUGAAUCCA